Molecule: messenger RNA, 432 nt
Organism: Leishmania mexicana MHOM/GT/2001/U1103
Lineage: Eukaryota; Euglenozoa; Kinetoplastea; Trypanosomatida; Trypanosomatidae
Exons: 1
Coding region: 1-432 (143 amino acids)
Source: RefSeq, a predicted model, not a curated record
AUGGAAGCUGGUCGCGGAUACGGGGCAGCCAGGCAGCCAAAACGGCUCCUCACCGCGCUCUCCGUUGCAGCGGCGCUCCUGGCGGCUCUUGGCGGCGCGCCGCUCGUCGCCCAGGCGGAUGUCGAGACGCCAAAACCGACGGCGUACGUUCGUCGCACCUACCAUGUGAAGGUGCCCUUCUUCACGCAGUACUGGUGGGUUGGCUUCAUCAUUAUGAUCCUUGUCUUCCUGGUGAUCGUCAUGGCGCUCUACGCCGCGGUGCAGCACCACUUCAAGCAUUCGGAGCAGCUCCGUCGCAGGAAAGAAAUCGAGAUGAGUCGAAUGCGCAUCGAGAGCGGCAGCGGUGAUGGCGAGGCAAGGAGCCAGGGUGCGGACCAGUACAGCCGAAGCGGGCAGUCGUCGUGCAGCAACCCGCUGCGCACUCCGCGCUGA